Messenger RNA from Brassicogethes aeneus, 893 nucleotides. NCBI's taxonomy places the organism in Eukaryota, Metazoa, Arthropoda, Insecta, Coleoptera, Nitidulidae. The record is from the annotation of a GenBank genome assembly.
AAUAAUAAAAGCACCUAAUUGCAAAAUUAUUUUUGGAAGGGUUAAAAUAAAACGUAUUUAAAUAAAAAUGGACAAUAAUUGUUAUCAGUAUUCGAUUAUCAACAAGUAUAAACCAAACUUACCAAACAUGUUCAAAUUCAUUGUAUUUGUAGCUCUUUGCUUCAUCGUAGCUUCAGCUGCACCCAAACCAGGACUAUUUGCAGCUCCAUUAGCAGUUGCUCCAGCUGUAGUGACAGCUGAAAGUUCGCAAGUGGUUGCACGUAAUUUUAAUGCUCUUGUGGCCGCUCACGCUCCAGUAGUAGCCGCGCCAGCCAUUGCCGUUGCCGCUCCAAUUGCAGCAGUGCUAAUUUUCGUUGGCGUAUCCUCUAUCGACUGCAGUGGGGUAUUUGCUCAUGGUCCAGUAUUUGCUCCAGCUCCAGUAUUAGCACCAGCCGUAAGAUAUGCGCAUAUCGCCCCGCAAGCUGUAUCACCAUUUGCAGCCCAAGUAAGCACCUUUACUAAAGGAUUAAAUGUAUAUGCUGCUCCAUAUGCUGCUGGAGUACUUUCUGGACCUGCCAUCGCUCCAGCAUAUCCACAUGGUCUACCAUACCCCGCUGUAGCUCCAGCACCCGGCCUAUUACCUGCUCCCGUAGCUGCCCCCGCAUACUACCCCUCUCCCUAUGCUGCUCCUGGUUUCCUUCCAUCCCCAUACGCAGCAGCAGCUUACCCACACAUUCAUGCUGGUCUGCCAGCUUCUCCAUUGUUGCCCUCUCCUUUCGCUAGGUCAGUGCAUGCGGUUGCGCCAGCUCUAGCACCAGCUCCAUUGUUAGGUUGAACAUUUUAGUUGCUUGAGUUCAAAUAUGUGAUUGUUAACUAUUUUUAUACUGUAUAUAAAAAGAAAUAAAUUUGUAUAA